Aureobasidium subglaciale EXF-2481 is the source of this 819-nucleotide messenger RNA. RefSeq lists its product as uncharacterized. The transcript is spliced from 3 exons. Gene Ontology annotation, cellular component: tRNA methyltransferase complex. The record is from RefSeq and is a predicted model, not a curated record. Gene Ontology annotation, molecular function: tRNA (guanine(46)-N7)-methyltransferase activity. The coding region runs from base 1 to 819 and encodes 272 amino acids. NCBI's taxonomy places the organism in Eukaryota, Fungi, Ascomycota, Dothideomycetes, Dothideales, Saccotheciaceae. Gene Ontology annotation, biological process: RNA (guanine-N7)-methylation; tRNA methylation.
AUGGUCGGACCACCAACCAAACGCCAGAAGCGCGCCGAAGUAGAAGAAGGAAAACUGCCGCAGAAGAAAUUCUUCCGCCAGAGAGCCCACGCGAACCCAUUUUCCGAUCACAAUCUGACCUAUCCCGAAUCACCUGCUGCUUUCGACUGGGCAGAGCUAUACCCGGCAUAUGCAGUGCAGGAAGAGAAGGAGAACCAAGAUGCAUUAUCUGCUGGAACAAAGAGCGUGGGCAAGAUCUCAAAACAGGUCGAAGUGGCAGACAUUGGGUGCGGUUUUGGAGGCUUGCUGUUCGCACUGGCUCCUAUCAUGCCAGAUACACUGUUACUAGGCAUGGAGAUCCGAUCCGCAGUCACAGAAUAUGUCCAGACCAAAGCCAAGGCAUUGCGUUCACAACAUAGCGAGACGCAGGCUUUCCAGAAUGUUGCCUGCUUGCGCGCAAACACCAUGAAGUUCCUCCCCAACUUCUUCAACCGAUCACAACUCAACAAGAUCUUCCUGUGCUUCCCGGAUCCUCAUUUCAAGGCCCGCAAACACAAGGCUAGGAUCGUCAGCACGACGCUCAACUCAGAAUACGCAUACGUGUUACGGCCAGGCGGUAUCAUCUACACAAUUACCGAUGUCGAGGACCUUCACAACUGGAUGAUCGAGCACUUGGAUGCACACCCGUCUUUCGAGCGUGUAUCAGAGGCCGAGCAAGAGGCUGACGAGUGUGUGGCUGUUAUGCGCCAAGAGACAGAGGAAGGCAAGAAGGUGACGAGGAACAACGGCAACAAAUACGUCGCUCUCUUCAGACGCCUCGAUGACCCUGCCUGGCCUUGA